CACAACUUCACCCUCUCAACGAACAAGCAACCAUGUUGCCACUAUCACUUCUCAAUGCUGCGCAGAAUAAACCUAUGCUUGUCGAACUCAAGAACGGGGAGAAUUUUAACGGUCAUCUUGUCAACUGUGACAACUUCAUGAAUAUCACACUCCGAGAAGUGUACCAGACAAGUGCAGAUGGCGAGCGGUUUUGGAAGGUCAAGGAGUGUUACAUUCGUGGCUCAACAAUUAAAUACAUCCGUGUCCCAGAGACACUCCUUGACGUCGUGAAAGAGGAACAGCUCCGCGCACGAGAAGCAGGCAAGUCUCAACGAGGAGGCCUCAACGACCGCGGUCGUGGACGUGGCGGUCUCCCACAACGAGGGGGCCGUGGUGCACCACGAGGCGGGCCAAUUCGUGGACGUGGACGAGGACGGGGGAUGUAAGUAUCGCGGCCAACAUAUCUUUCGCUUGUUUUUGCAACCCUCUAAGGCUCCCGUGGGACUUGGUUUGCAUCUCUUGACCGCGAACGGUGCACGGAGGCUAUAGCUGUGGGACAAGUGGCGUUGCAGUGGGUGGAAGAGUUCGGUUCCGCACAUCUGAUGUGGGAGUGGAAGGUUUCGUAUGUUUUAACACUGCAGUCAGUGUUUUUGUGAGUGUGUCGAGUUCUGUUGUAUCCUAUAUCGUUUUCUGCUUAGGACUUCGUACGCCUCUUUCGGUCCUGUAUUUUACCACUUCCCCAUUAGAGGCUUACUGGAUAGCUCGACCUCCCAUAAUCUUCUUUUCAGUUAGGCCCGGUCCUUUUGAACCUCGUCCAGACAAAGUAUGGCUUCGCUAGAGAUGUGGAGCUAAAAGUUAUCUGAUAGCGAUCAUCGCACCUGGUGCACAUCUUAUCGCACGCCGG
This is a messenger RNA of Stereum hirsutum FP-91666 SS1, 883 nucleotides long. RefSeq names its product Sm-like ribonucleoprotein. The transcript is spliced from 5 exons. Bases 33 to 425 code for a protein of 130 amino acids. Gene Ontology annotation, molecular function: U6 snRNA binding. NCBI's taxonomy places the organism in Eukaryota, Fungi, Basidiomycota, Agaricomycetes, Russulales, Stereaceae. Gene Ontology annotation, cellular component: spliceosomal tri-snRNP complex; P-body; U6 snRNP. Gene Ontology annotation, biological process: mRNA splicing, via spliceosome; spliceosomal snRNP assembly; P-body assembly. The record is from RefSeq and is a predicted model, not a curated record.